GUUGGCGAGUUCAGUAUAAACAGAGAUACGCAUGAGUUAUAUCACCACACUUGAAUUUAUUAACAUUCCCUCACUCUCUGGGCCACGGUCUUGGGCGACUAUUUUUACCUCGCACCCAGCGAGACAAUUGUAAACUCUUUCGCCAAUUGGAAAGACGUUGGAGUCAGUGACAGACAUAAAUUAAUGCGCCUACAUAAAUAUCACCCAACGAUACGCUACGCCGGGCCACUUUAGAAGCUCAUGACUAACGGGAACUAAUUACAUACCUACGUAUUGAACAUCUGUGAACUAAACAUUCACAAAGAUACGAUUAUAUGAACUCUAUGUCGUAACUAAAAACAACGUAGGUAAUAAAAAAUACCUACUAACUUUUCCAUUAUUCGACAUGAAACUUGUUGCGAAACUAAAUUGCACGAAUUAUAUUGCCAUAUCCAUAAUCGGACUCGAGCAAUUUGACAAGGAUUAGAUGCUAGCUCUGCUGCGGACGCCACAGAUGGAGAACUGUAUGUCAAAAAAUUGCAUAACAAAGAAAAUCAUCAUGCCGGCGAUUUUACUGAUUCUAUUUAAAAUCAAUUCAAUAUUCGCUGAACAACUGCCGUGGGACAGGUGGAUGUUAGAUAAAGUUUCCCCGGAACCAGGAAUAUCGAGACGUCAUAUGAUUGGGAAAGUCUACAAUAUACCCUAUAAAGCUCCUAAUUUUAAUUGUGAAUGUCCUCCAAACAAAGAAUGCAAGUUAGAUUUCGAAAUCGAUGAGGAAGCACUAGACUUCUUAAAACUCCAUGGCAUUGUGAAAAAGCACGAAGAAGCACAAUUGAAACAACACAUGUCAGUUGGAAAAAAGAAAACUAUUCGUAAAUACAUUUAUAGCAGAAGAGCAAUGAAGAAUGGUGGUGUACCGCAAGAGCAAUGCUGCUGCCCGCCAAUAACUCGUGCAAUGUGAUAACGAUUUCCUACCUUUCCUUUAAGAAUAUUUUACAAUGUUAAACAUUUCGUUAGUUUUACACCUUCGCCUAGAGCCCUUGCAUCUUACGGACAUUUGCUAAUAGCAUAUGUAGGUAAAUGGACAAGUUUAAAUCUGUUGGGUUAAGCCACUUAAACUUAACGACUAAAACUUUUUAUACGA
Molecule: messenger RNA, 1123 nt
Organism: Cydia strobilella
Lineage: Eukaryota; Metazoa; Arthropoda; Insecta; Lepidoptera; Tortricidae
Exons: 4
Coding region: 467-940 (157 amino acids)
Source: RefSeq, a predicted model, not a curated record